AUUCCCGACCUGUCUCUGCCAGAGAAGCGCCGCCAUCGCCAUCAUGUCGGCGGUCCAUGACACGGGCGGCCUCGUGGGCAUCAAGGUCCUCGUGCCCCACGCUGGCGACGUCGUCGCCUUCGACGCCGAGACGCAGCGCUACGAGGUCCGCUUCGUCACAGGCCUCGUCAUGAAGCUUCCGCGCGACGAAGUGCUCAAUCUCAAUCAAAUGUCUGUGGCCAUGCAGCAGCCGCUGGUCGUGCAGCAUCCGCUGGUCGGGACGUGUGUCGUCAAGCGCUUCAACACGACUUUAGUUCGUGGCACCGUGCAGCAGCACGAUCCGCACUGGAAUGUGUUUGAAGUCCUCUACGACAAUGGCCUGCGCGACCACGUCGCGGAAGAGUACAUCCGCGCGCACCCGUAUGUGCCCGUCGUCGUCAAGGUCGAACCGCCCGACGAUUGCAUCGAUCUCACUCUCUCCGACGACGAGACGCCAAUCAAAACCGAGCAGCCGCCUCGGUUGCCUCCAUCGCUGGCGCCUCUCGACGUGUUGCCGGUCGCGUACAAGCCUCCGUCGGCGACUCCAGUGGCCAGUGUUGCGCCCACUCCUGCGCCUCCUGUGGCCAAUGUCGCAUCCUUCGUGCCAGCGAUCAAAGUCGCAUCGCCAGAGCACCGCGUUGUCGAGUGGAGCGGGUCUGAGAGCGAUGUGUCGCCACCGCCAAAGCAGUUUACGCGGCUGACCAAAGCCAAGCCACGCCAACUAAGAAAGGCUGGACGACGACGGCGCUUCUCCGAGUCGUCCGACGCGUCGUCGCCUGCAGAUGAAAGCACGAGCGACCAAGACGCGUCCUCCUCCUCGUCGGACGAGGAGGAGGAGGAAGAUCCCAGGGCCAUCAAGGACGAACUGGCUGCCACAUUGUUGAAGCCCGUCGAGAAGAACCGACGAGCGCACUGCCAUGUCCGUCAUAAGAAAGCAAAUACGGAAGCCAUUGACACCGCUCGACGACGGAAACAAGCCAAGCGCACCGAAUGCACACCGCCGCCGUCACCCGUGUCGGAGCCCAAGCGCCAGAAGAAGACGGCGGCGGCGAGCGUGCCAGAGCUUGCACGGCCGCGCAGUAACGUGCGUCAGCUCAAGCCGCGACCGCCCGAUGCAUCGCCAACGGCGAGCAAGCCAUCGAGAAAGGACGUGACGCUGCCACUCGUGACGCCCCAGGACAUGGACACUGAGUUUACGAUCCCAAGGAAGCAAGCGAGCAGCCAGCCGCCAACGACCCACGACGCAAAUUCGCGUUCAAAAGCAAAGUACACCGCCGGCAUCUUCCACACACCAAGUUGUAAGCCCCACCAACGGCCUGCGGAUCGAGCCCAUGGGCCACGUGGUAGUAUUGCAUCGACACACAACACAACGCGCGCAUUCGAACCUCACAAAACGCCCAUGCGCCAGAAGAAGAAGAAGCUGCCACCAGCGCUGCCUGCCGGCUGGGAUACGGCGUCCAACGCCUCGAACCGUAGCACGGCGUCGCAUAUUACAUCCAAUUACAGUGGGCAGCCGUUGGCGAGCCCACGGCCCGUCAUGUCGAAGCCCGUGCCUAAUUUCACCGCCCAAGGCCGCGUUGCUACCAAGGGGCUCAUGCCCGAUUACGAGCUCAAGAAAGUUGCCCUGGCAGCGGAGCGCCAAAAGAGCAGUGCGCAAUUGGCGCCUGCGAGCAGCGAAGGCCGCUUCGUCGCUCUCGGCCGCAAGCACCAACCCAAGUUUGUACCGCGCCGACCCAGCAAGGACGACGUCACGGCCGCGCCGUUCGAGGUCCCAACGGCAUCCCCCGAGGCGGAGCCGCCGCGCUACUUGGCGCGCGAACCACGGCCGAUUGACGAGUUUCGCGUCUCGGUCUAAAGCUGCCGCAUCGUAAGAUUAAGAAAGGCCUACUAGUAUAAGCGUAUGUCGU
This is a messenger RNA of Saprolegnia parasitica CBS 223.65, 1925 nucleotides long. RefSeq lists its product as hypothetical. Lineage: Eukaryota; Oomycota; Saprolegniomycetes; Saprolegniales; Saprolegniaceae. The coding region runs from base 44 to 1873 and encodes 609 amino acids. The record is from RefSeq and is a predicted model, not a curated record. The transcript is spliced from 3 exons.